Molecule: messenger RNA, 1731 nt
Organism: Camelina sativa (false flax)
Lineage: Eukaryota; Viridiplantae; Streptophyta; Magnoliopsida; Brassicales; Brassicaceae
Source: RefSeq, a predicted model, not a curated record
CUCUCCUAUAAAGAACUCCGAUGAUGAUUCAGUUUCAGUUUGGAGGUUGGGUUUGAUUUCUUCAAUUAUGCUGUGAUUGAAGCCUCAAGGGAGCAGGUUGGGGUCAGAUUGAUGUUUCAAAAACGAAGUUAGUCUUUUCGCAGGGCAAAGUCUUCUUCAUCUCAUCUUCUCAUUUAGCCUCCUCACCACUCGACGAUCUCUAUCUUUUUUUUUUUUUUCCAUCCUUUCUCUAUCCCAGCAUUACGGUGAGAGUAAUGGCAGCAACCAUCGAAGAGGAAACUGUGGUGGCUGUGAAUGGAGGAGAGGACAUUCAUGAUUCCAGGGAAAGAUUUCUACUUAGAUACUUUUUGCGAGAAUGGGAGAUUGUUAAAUCACUUGUCGAUGACAUUGUCGCAAAUGGCCGUGUCGUUGAUCCUUCUUCUGUUCACAAAAUCCGCUCAAUCUUACAUGGAUAAAUACCAGGAGCAAGGUCAACUAGUGGAACCUUACUUAGAGGCCACAGUUUCACCACUCAUGUUAAUCAUUCGCUCUAAAACACUUGAAUUAGAAGCGAAACCUGAUGAAGUUGUCGAUAUUAUCAAACCCAUUUGCACCAUUAUCUAUACUUUAGUUACUGUCUGUGGGUACAAAGCUGUUAUCAAGUUCUUUCCGCAUCAUGUAUCCGAUUUAGAACUCGCUGUGUCGCUUCUGGAGAAAUGCCAUACCAUGACUUCUGUUUCAUCCUUGAGGCAAGAAAGCACUGGUGAAAUGGAGGCUCAAUGUGUUACUCUCUUGUGGCUUUCCAUCCUUGUGUUGGUCCCGUUUGAUUUUUCUUCUGCUGAUACAAGCAUUGCAAAUUAUAAGAGCUUCUGUGGGGACGAUCUUGCUCCUCUGGUAUUGAAGAUUUUGGGUUUCUGUAAGGACUAUCUGCGCACUGCUGGCCCUAUGUGCAGGAUUUCGGGAUUGCUCCUCUCUAAGCCUUUUACGCGUCCGGAUAUGGGAAAGGCAUUUAAAAGUUUUUUUGAGUGGACACAUGAAGUUUUAUCUUUUGAGGAAGAUAAUCUUGUGAACAACUUUUGCUUGCUUGGUGUGAUGGAGGCUCUGGCAGCCAUUUUUAAGGUUUUUAUUUUAUUUUUCUGUAACCUGGAGUUAUUGCUGGUUUUGAUUACUUAAGUUUUCGUAUCUUGCAUCUGGGUUUAUAUGUCUUACUAACAUUGGCAGACUGCUAGCUGAGAAGUGUUGCUUGAAGCCCUUCCUAAUGUUUUAAAUGAUGUGAAUGUGCUAAGCAAAUCAAAUGCAGCAACUAGAAGUCCUCUGCUUCGCAAGUAUUUGAUCAAGUUAACUCAGAGGAUAGGGCUUGUUUGUCUUCCUCAUCGCUCACCUUCCUGGCGCUAUGUGAGUCAAACCGGCUCCCUUUCUGUGAAUAUUUCGACCCAAACGGUGGCGCCCCCUGAUUAUGCUGUCGUUGUCGUCUCACAACCAGAAAGUUCAGAUGACCAAGAGGAUGAAGAUAUGGAUGUUCCUGAAAUCUUAGAACAUAUAAUUGAGAUGCUACUCUCUGGUUUGAGAGACACGGUAUGUUUAGUGGGUGAGAUACUAUUGUUAGGCUAUUUACUAGAGGUGGUCACAUCUCAACUUAUACAAGUAUAUUAUUGCUAUAUGAUCAUCUGAGUAAAAUUACUCUGAUAUGCACCAGUUAACACUUAAAAUACAAAUAUAUAUUUCUUGGAUGCUAUAAAUCUUUGUAUGCGA